AUGGAAGACUUAACAGGAAUAGAUGUUAAUGAUGCUGUGUUCAUGCGUUCAACUAUUAGUACGUUAUCUAAUUCUAACUCCAUGUCACGGUUACAAUAUUCUAUUCCAGUUGAUUCCUAUGGAAGUAGUUCUUCAACUCAUGCCUUCCAACAGAGUACUGAUAUGAAUAAAUCCAUUGUGCCAAACAUUACUUCUAACAGUGAAGAUUAUUGGGAAGCAGGAGAUCCUACUUUUGUUUGCGAGAAAUGUGGAGCACAUAUGUGGUACGAGGAGAGGAAUCAAAAAGAUCGUAAACCCAUCACACCAGAGUUUAGUUUGUGCUGCGUAAAUGGAAAAGUGAAACUUCCUUUGUUAAAACUUCCUCCUGAUGCGUUGCUUAAAUUGCAUGAUAAUUCAAAUGUCAAGAGCCGCCACUUUUUACGGAAUAUUCGAGCAUACAAUAUGAUAUUUUCCUUCACCUCCUUUGGAGCAAAAGUGGACGAAUCAGUGAAUCAAGGUUCUGGCCCUUAUUAUUUUAGAGUUGGGGGACGAGUGCAUCAUUUAAUAGGCAACCUCAUUCAAGCUGACAACCAUACUCCAAAAUUUGCUCAGCUAUAUAUAUAUGAUACUGACAAUGAAGUGGACAACAGAUUGGGUUGUUUAAGUAAUGUAAAUAGUGAAGAUAUGCUUGAUCUUGAUAUUGUCCGAUCAUUGAAGGAAAUGUUAGAUGAACACAACAGUAUUGCUCAAUCUUUUAGGUAUGCUAAAGAUCGAUAUAGGGAAGAUGACUUCAGUAGAGUGAAGUUGAGGCUGAUUCAAAAGCGUGGCAGUGAUGGUAGAGUUUAUAAUCUUCCCUCUGCAUCAGAGGUUGCUGCUCUAAUUGUCGGGGAUAUAGACAGCGCAUUGGGUGAUAGGGAUAUUGUUGUUGAGACACAAGGUAGAGUUUUGCAGCGUAUAGAUGUCAAGCAUCCAUUGUAUCUUGGUUUGCAGUAUCCUUUGUUAUUUCCUUAUGGUGAAGAUGGUUAUCGUGAUGAUGUCGAGCGAUCUUAUAUAUCCCGAGGUAGGACGAAUCCAAGAUCCACUGUUAGCAUGCGAGAAUUCUUUUCGUUCAGGAUUCAAAUAAUAUCAGGAGAGUCCCAAAUUCUCCAUCACUCAAGGAAGCUUUUUCAGCAAUUUUUGGUUGAUGCUUACACUAUGUUUGAGUCUGAUAGGCUGAAUUUUAUUCGAUAUAACCAGAGUCAUCUCAGGGCAGAGUUAUACAAAAAUAUAAAAAAUGCAUUUGACAGGGGUGAAGAUGAAGCUAUAAAUACUGGAAAGCGUAUAAUUAUUCCAUCUUCGUUCACAGGCGGACCUAGAUAUAUGGCUGAGAAUUGUAAAGAUGCCUUUGCAAUUUGCCGUUGGGCUGAAUAUCCUCAUCUGUUUAUAACGAUCACCUGCAAUCCUAAGUGUCCAGAGAUUACCAGAUUUCUUAAGGCAAGAAACCUUAACACUGAAGAUCGUCCUGAUAUUCUUUGCAGAGUAUUCAAGUUCAAAUUGGACCAAUUGCUACAUGAUUUAAAAAAUGGUCAUUUUCUUGGCACAGUUAAUGCACGUGUUUGUACAGUUGAAUUUCAGAAACGUGGACUGGCUCAUGCUCAUAUUCUACUUUUUUUGCAUCCCUUCGCAAAGCCUAAUACUGGACUAAAAAUUGAUAAUUUGAUUUCAGCUGAAAUUCCUAACAAAGAUUCCAAUCCUUCACUUUUUGCAGCUGUCACGAGUUACAUGAUGCAUGGACCAUGUGGUCCUGACAAUUACAAGUCUCCUUGCAUGAAGAACAGACAUUGUUCAAAGAAAUUUCCCAAGAAGUUCUGCUCCCGUACUUUUAUUGAUGAUGAUGGAUUCCCUCAUUAUAAAAGAAGAAAUAAUGGGAGUGUUGUAAAAAAAAGUGGCGUCGAACUUGAUAACUGUUAUGUUGUGCCGUAUAAUGCAAAGCUUCUUUUAAAAUAUCAAGCGCAUAUCAACGUUGAAUAUACUUGUCAGAGUAAUGCCAUUAAAUAUCCUUUUAAAUACAUACAUAAAGGGCAAGACAGGGUGACAACUGCUAUAAAUCAUUCAGAUGAUGAAAUCAAAAUGUUUUAUGAUUGCAGGUAUGUAUCCGCGUGUGAAGCUGCUUGGAGAAUAUUUAGAUUUGAAAUUCAUUACAGAUUCUCACCUGUUCAGAGAUUGCCGUUUCACCUACCCAAUGAAAAGACCGUUGUUUUUAGUGAUCAUGCUUCAAUAUGUCAUGUCAAGACUAUGGCAGAAACUAGACAAUCAAUUUUCGAGUCUUGGAUGGAUGGAAAUAAAAAAUAUCCAGAAG
This is a messenger RNA of Gastrolobium bilobum, 2317 nucleotides long. RefSeq lists its product as uncharacterized. The record is from RefSeq and is a predicted model, not a curated record. The transcript has 8 exons. The annotation marks the transcript as partial. Lineage: Eukaryota; Viridiplantae; Streptophyta; Magnoliopsida; Fabales; Fabaceae.